Molecule: messenger RNA, 717 nt
Organism: Phodopus roborovskii (desert hamster)
Lineage: Eukaryota; Metazoa; Chordata; Mammalia; Rodentia; Cricetidae
Product: serine/threonine-protein kinase TNNI3K-like
Exons: 6
Coding region: 37-717 (226 amino acids)
Molecular function (GO): protein binding
Source: RefSeq, a predicted model, not a curated record
AGGGCGGCACAGGAGGAAAGCAAAUACUUCUUUAAAAUGGGGAAUUACAAAUCCAGGCCAGCACAGACUUGCUCUGAUGAAUGGAAGAAGAAAGUUAGUGAGUCUUAUGCUAUUAUCAUAGAAAGAUUGGAAGAUAACCUGCAGAUCAAAGAAAAUGAAUUCACAGAGCUAAAGCGCAUCUUUGGCUCUGAUGAAGUCUUCAGAGAAGUCAACUUAAACUACCGCACAGAGAGUGGGCUGUCUCUGCUGCACCUGUGCUGCGUUUGUGGGGGCAACAAGUCACAUAUCCGUGCCCUUAUGUUAAAAGGGCUCCGUCCAUCCAGGCUGACAAGAAACGGGUUUCCAGCGCUGCACUUGGCAGUUUACAAGGUCUGCCGCUUUCAUUCCUAUACAUUCUCUGUUCAGGACAGCGACAGCGCAGAACUGAUCACUUCCCUGCUACACAGCGGAGCCGAUGUUCAACAGGUCGGGUAUGGUGGCCUCACGGCCCUCCACAUUGCUGCGAUAGCUGGCCAUCCAGAGAAUACUCGGAAGAUUGCUUCCUACACACUGAACAGAGAGAUGCAAGUCUGUUCUGUAAUCUGCCCUCUUAUACAGUAUAUGAAGAAACAUUCAUUAAACGCAAAUUAUACCCCAGACUCUGCUCUGAGUGAUGGGUUGGCAGGGCAAAGACGGCGGACAAAAACCUCCAUUUCUGUACAGCAUAGUUGUAAAUAA